Molecule: messenger RNA, 4282 nt
Organism: Caenorhabditis auriculariae
Lineage: Eukaryota; Metazoa; Nematoda; Chromadorea; Rhabditida; Rhabditidae
Source: the annotation of a GenBank genome assembly
AUGGGCGAGUUUCUGUUCAACAUCGAUCAUGGCUAUUUGGAAGCGUUGAUUCGCGGAUUCAAGACCGGCCUGCUGGCUCAAUCAGACUAUGCAAAUUUGGUCCAGUGUGAAACUCUUGAAGGUGAUCUUAUGAAAAAUCCGUUAUAAUUUGAGUUUUUGUUUUCAGAUCUGAAGCUUCACAUCCAGUCCACUGAUUACGGAAACUUUUUGGCGAACGAACCAGGAGCAAUAACGGUGAUAGAGUAGAAAAUAUCUCGUUCUAUGUUUGUUUUUAGGUUCAAGUCAUAGAUGAGAAAUUGAAAGAAAAACUUGUCACGGAGUUCACCCAUUUACGCAACAACGCUCUAGAACCGCUGGCCACGUUUCUCGAUUAUAUUACGUUAGUUUUUUUAGAUAUUAAAAACCGACCAGUCUUUAAACCAUGAAUUAUUGCUCAGCCAAUUAAAUUAUUAAAUUAACGGCUCUUCACUGGUUAGAUGCCCAUGUCCUAAAGCGUUUAAAGGCGCAAAAAUUUAGUUGGACCCAAAAUAACCGUGAAAAAGGCUCUUUGUUUCAGUUCAAUGCACUUUUAAGCACUCUAGCAGUAAUUUUUGAACAAAAUACCGCCAGUCUCGAUAUUUGGAAAUGAAAUUAAGUUAUACCAGUGACCGUAUUUCAAAACAAAACUUUUUUUUCGAACUGAAUUAUUUCAAAACUUUCAGAUACUCGUACAUGAUUGACAACAUAAUUCUGUUGAUAACUGGAACUUUGCACCAACGUCCGAUCAGCGAGCUCAUCAACAAAUGCCAUCCUCUGGGCUCCUUCGAACAAAUGGAGGCCAUCCACAUCGCCAGUACACCGGCCGAACUCUACAACGCAGUUCUAGUCGACACGCCCCUCGGUUCUUAAUUUCCCCAUUCGAAAGGAGAACCCCUGUUUCAGCCAACUACUUUGUCGACUGCAUCAACGAGCAAGAUCUCGAUGAAAUGAACGUCGAGUUGAUCAGAAAUACUCUUUACAAGGCUUACAUCGAAGACUUCUACAAGUUCUGCAAGCAGCUCGGGGGAAAGACGGGCGAAGUCAUGUGCGACAUCUUGGCGGUUCGUUUAUUUACUGUAAAUAGCGGAAAUAGGGUUGGCUGACUAUUCUAGAAAUGGCUAUCCAUACUAGUUAUUUUGUUUCCGACAGUUUAUUUAGGGAAUUUGAGAUUCUAAAAGUAACGCAUAAAAAUAUAAUAAGAUGCUGAAACAUAUUAAGGGCGAUUUCUAAUAGUAUGUCGCAUAUUUAUGUUCAAAAAGAUUUUAAAUAUUGGAUUUUGAGUAUAGUUUUUCAGUUCGAAGCUGAUCGGCGUUCUAUCAUUAUCACUAUCAACUCUUUCGACACAGAGUUGAGCAAGGACGAUCGUGAGAAGCUGUACCCACGGUGUGGAAAACUUUAUCCCGAAGGUUUUUUUCUAUUCGUUAUCCCUUCUCAUCUUGGAUUCAGGACUGAUUGGUUUGGCUCGUGCCGACGACUACGAGCAGGUCAAGCAAGUUUGCGACUAUUACUCCGACUACAAGGUUAUUCUUUCUUUUUCCAAACGUUUGAAUGUUCUGAUUGUUCAGCCGCUCUUCGAGGGGACUGGAAAUGGCGCCGGUGAGAAAACUCUUGAAGAUAAAUUCUUCGAACAUGAAGUUGUUUCCAUUUGUCUUUUUUAUUCAUGGAACCGUUUUUAAGGUCAAAAUGAACGUUCAGUCGUAUCUCCACCAGUUCCAUUUCGGCGUUUUCUACGCUUUCAUCAAACUUAAGGUAGCCGUUGAUUUUUCUUUCAACCCAUUCGAGGGGCAAAAAAAAAGAGUCGAGUUUCACAAUACUCCAGGAUUUUGAAAGAAAAUCCAGGAAAAAAAGAAUCAAGGAAAUAUGUCUAUUUAAUUUAUUGAAGGGUUUUUUUUAUGGUGAAUUCUUUUUUUUUUGUUAAACUCGGGCUUGGGCCAGACCAGGCUUCAAAAAAAAAGUUUUGACCGAAAAAUUAGUUCUACUCUUGUUGAAUAAUAGUUUCUGUUAAACUCCGUGAAAAAAGAUAAGCAAAAACAUGACUUUUGUUGUAGAAAAAGGAUUGAUAUUCGAUUUGAAGAAAAUUUGAGCUUUUUGGGCCAUUUUUUGCUUGAGGCCCCCCUUAGGCCGGGCUGAAGUCCAACGUGUAAUUUGUUGUUUGUCGAUUUCACCAUUUUCUUUUCAUAAUUAAAAAGAGAAAGAAUGAUAUUUUUGCAGGAGCAGGAAAUGCGCAACAUAAUCUGGAUUGCCGAGUGCAUCUCGCAGCGACACCGUACGAAAAUCGAUAACUAUAUCCCUAUUAUGUAGACGGUCUGAUAUUUCUUAUUUUAUUUUUCUUUAUAACUGAAUUUAGUUGAAGAAUCCUUCUUCACAUUUCGUAGAAAAAUAAUAUAUUCAACUCAAAAAAAUAUAUUAGUUUAUUUCUUUCCCAUCCUUCACUUCGAUAACUGUAAGAAUCUAUUGUGGGUCCCAACCCAGUUCAUGAGACAGUAUCGCAACUUUAUCCAUUCCAAUCAAAUUAGUCGUUCUUCACUUUUUCUUGUCAAGGCUUCUGUGAAAUGGGGAAAAAGACGAGACUUGACGUAUCUUUCUUGUGAGAUAGGUGAAACUUUCUACUAACUCAAUACUUCUUAGUACGCUUGAAUUGUAAAGUUCUAUCGGCCCACCUGUGAAUAAAAUCUAUCGCUUCAACGGAAUCCUUCUUUGCACGUAAAUUAAAGGCAGCUGUGAUCAGCAAUAUUCAUGCGCUGAUUAUCCGAAGGCAGGUUUCUCUGCAACAAUAUUUGCUCAGCGGGACGCCGAAUUCGUUUUGCCUGUUGUAGCGGUUGUUCGCAAAUCAUCUAUCGUUUCGCCUUAUGUUAAGUACCUGAGAAAAAAAGGAAGUAAGGUUGCGAGGACGGCAACUUGCUGGAAAGAAGGCUGUUUUGGCACUCGCCCAAGACAGGUGGCGGGUUCAUUAUGCCCAGACGGCUGAAUUACACCCGCCACUCCACUUUUGCCCUUUUCCGCAGUCGUCAUCAAUUGCGGUGCUUCUUUUUUUCGGGUUUCCAUGUUUCUUUCGGUUCAUCUUAGCUCGUCUGUAUUUGAACUUUCCGCCUAAUUAUCUUUGUUCUCUUUUUCUGUCAAUUAUUUUUUUAAAAACCUUUUUAGGUUAAUAGAUAAGGCACUUUUCAAUCUCCUACUUCUACUAAUUGGACUCUUAUUAGUAUGAAGCAAGUUAAAUUUUAGGGUUUAGGAGAAGUCUGUGGCUCAUCCCUUCUAAUUCUAUAUUAUCCCUCAAUCUUGCUUAGUUUAACAAUCUGGGAAUAAUUUGCUUACAUAAAUUAUCUCUAACCAAGAUUAGUUCCUUCCGGGAAAUAGAAGAUAUUUCUAAAAAUGAAAACGUCUGAUUUUCAUUUCUUAUAUUUUUUUUUGGAGUUUCCAAGGAAACCAUUUUCAAAACGGAAAACCGUAAAAAUGUUAUGUUUUUGGUUGUGACGGCGAAUGUUUUUGCUGUGAUUCUUCCCUUUUAUCUCCAAAAACACUGUAUUGAAACUGAUUACACGGGCCAGCAGAACAAGUUGUUGGAUAAAGGAUAAAAAGCUCGAAAUUUGAGUUUUUACCUUGUUCAGCUAGUUUAUGCUUCCUAUAAUUUUCUGGUUCUUUGGCUGCGGAACUGAAUAAGUCACGAUUUCUUCGCGGAUCUUGUCAUUCUACCAUAUUUUUACAGUGACAGUGUGCGCGUAUCACUUUCAGUGAAAAGCAAAAUGAUUUUUCAAUUUUUUUUCAAGUUGACCUUGAGAAGUAUAAGUAGAACCAAUGCUCCCUUGGUAGGUGCGAAAAGCUUUAACUAUUUUUCGCAGGUUUUUUUCCGAUCUUCUCUGUAAUUUGACUUUUUAUUCGUUUUAAGGCCUUUCAUGUUUCAAUAUUUUCCUUUCAUAAAUUUUUAAUUUCAAAAAGGUGUGCUUCCAACAAACGCUUCGAAAGAAAAGGCUAGAAGCUUUUCCAGUUCUUAAGGUCUCGGUCUGCAAGAGAGAUCGUCUACCUUCAAGUAUCGUCUGCUGAACGAUUAGUUCUGAAAAGUAGAACAUAAAAAAUGUCUCAUUGAGACAAUAAGAUGAAGAAGCGUUUGAGAGACGUGUUUCUGCGACGGACAGAAUGCCGGGCAAACAGCCGGAUGAACACACGGAGACGCGUACGAGUUGUUUGGCUUCUGCGUGUUUCUGCCGUCGCUGUACCGACCUGCUCUUUGUCUUCUCCGUCUUUCGAGGCCUCGUUUAUGCCGUCGUGA